Molecule: messenger RNA, 1644 nt
Organism: Heterostelium album PN500
Lineage: Eukaryota; Evosea; Eumycetozoa; Acytosteliales; Acytosteliaceae
Product: prespore-specific protein
Exons: 2
Coding region: 1-1644 (547 amino acids)
Source: RefSeq, a predicted model, not a curated record
AUGGAAAAUAAAUCAAAGGAUGGCAAUAUAGCAAUCUUGUCAGCUGAUGGCAAAGCCUGGAAGAAAAAACAGUGUAGCCUUAAAGAUAGAAUUUUAUAUAUUUAUGAAAAUAAAACAACUAAAGUUGAAGAUUCAAAGAUUUUACAUUUCAUUCCAUUGGCAAGAUGUGGUGUUAUUACUACCGCUGUCAAGGGACCAACUGGAAAAGCCAAUUGCUUCAAGAUUAGCCAUCAAUUCGAUGACUCUAUCAUGUAUUGGUUCUCGACAGAGACCGACGACGAGUUGAAAGAUUGGGUUGCCACACUCCAGGUGUGUUGCGCCAUUCAGAAGGAACCGGAGCAAGUCGAGGCAGUUCGUGGACGUUCCAAGUCGAUCGCAUUCAAACCCGAUGCAUUGCAGCUAGCCGGUAUCUCUGAUUUCUCGGGAUGGCUAAAGAAACAAUCGACCAGUGGAUUGCGUAAGGGUUGGAAGAAACGUUGGUGUGUACUCAAGGACAUGGUUCUCUACUACUACGAAGGUCCAGAAUCCAAGUUGAAAGGAAAACAAUCGAUUCCAGGCUGGUCUGUCGAAGCAGACAAUUCGCUACCUUUCUGUAUUAAAUUGUCACAUCCAGCAUAUCCAGUGUUGCUACUGCAAGCGGAGAACGAAGAGGAUCGCACCAAGUGGAUCAACAACAUCAAAGAGAAUCACAAGCAUCUCACAGCAUCAUCGUCGGCAUCGUCGGCAUCGACCACAACCACACCAAGUUCCACCCCAGUAAAAUCCGCAGCAUCACCAGAGCCAAAGCUAAUGAAUGGCGCAAACACUUCUUCAUCCAAAGACAUUUCAGAAUCAUCAGAUACCAAUUCCAAUUUAGACGACAGCAGCAGCGCUGUUACAACCGCUUCCAAAACAACAGUUGCCACACCUUCAUCCAAAGAAGAAGUAGUAGAAGAACAAAAACCAACAGAAAACUCUGUUGUAGUUCCAACUCUUUCCAUCAAUCAUAAUCACAACAAUAAUAAUAUUAAUAGUAUAGAUACCGACUUGUCAGAGUUGUCACAAAUGAGUAGCGCGCCAACCACCCCAAGCAAAGUACUGUCGCCAGGUCGUCCAGCACUGAAACGUGUCGAGACUAAAGAUGUAUUGAGUGAAUUCGACAAGAUGUUCUCGAGUUUCGCAGUGAAUUUGGUCAAGUGUGGACUUUGCAAAGAACCAAUCACCAGUGGCCAGACAUCGAUCGAGGCAGUUGGUCAGCAGUGGCAUUCACACCAUUUACUCUGUUGCCAGUGUGGAAAGCAUCUGAUAGGUCUCGAGGAGAUUCCAUAUGUUGAGCGUGACGGUAAGCUCUACUGCAAGGAGGAUCACGACAAGACCUUCAAGGAGAGCAAUUGCCACAAAUGUCAGAAAUCACUGAUGAUCAAUUUCGUGCACAAGGGUAAAGUCUAUUGCAAAGAUCACUAUGCUUUGGAGAUUGAAGAUCUCAUUUGUCAGGGCUGUGAGAAGCCAUUGGGCGACUUGCCAUACUACUCAUUUGAAAACAAAAAAUGGCAUCACGAUCAUUUCAAAUGUGCCUACUGUAAACAUACCAUUCACAACCCUUCCGACUCGCACUUUAAAAACAAACAACCCUACUGUAAAAAUUGUUAUAAAUCAUUGUUCUAG